CCCUCAGAGGGUUUUACUGGCAUAAUCCCUUGUUGAGGAGGAAUUUAUAGUUUCAGGAAUCAGUGACAUUCAAGGAUGUGUCUGUGGAUUUCACUUGGGAGGAGUGGAUGCACCUAGAUUCUGCUCAGAGGAACUUGUAUGGGAAGGUGAUGCUGGAGAACUACAGGAACCUGGUCUCACUGGGGCAUCAGCUUUCCAAACCUCUUGUGAUCUCCCAGCUGGAACAAGAAGAGUUGAAUCUGAAGAACAAAGAACUCCCAGGGUGUGCUUCUCCAGAUUUUCUUGGAUAUUACUGCCAGACUAAUCUACUAUUUAGUCCUCUUAGUAUCCUGUCCAAGCCAAGAAGAGAAAGAAUCGACUAAGUACUGUGCUCGGCUCCUCCCCAGUCAUCACCUAAUCUACUCAUCAUAACAAACCUACAGGAUUGGGAAAACAAACAGUCAGCUCCAAAACCCAGCAUUACUGAAGAUUUAUCCCAUGGGGUCAUAAUGGAAAGGGAACAUGUCUGGCAUUCAACCUUAGGGGAAACCUGGGAACCUGGAAAUUGGUUAGAGGGGCAACAGGAGAAACAUCUGGGCCAAAUGGCAUUUACCCACGAGGAAACCCUCACAGAGAGAAGGGUAUGUAGAGGGGAUGAAUUUGAAAGAUUUCCCAAUCAGGGUUCAGUCCUUGAUACACCACAAAGCAUUUCCAUGGCAAAAAGAUCCUGUAAUUGGAUUUCACAAGGAAAAGACUCCAAACAAAAUUCUGAAUUAAUGAAAAAUCAAAGAAUGUUUGUAGGAAAGAAAAUCUAUGAAUGUAAUGAAUGCAGGAAAACCUUCAGCCAGAGCUCAUCACUUCUUAAGCACCAGAGGAUCCAUACUGGGGAGAAACCAUAUAGAUGCAAUGUAUGUGGCAAGCAUUUUAUUGAACGCUCAUCUCUUACUGUACACCAAAGAAUUCAUACUGGAGAGAAACCUUACAAAUGUAGUGAGUGUGGGAAAGCCUUCAGUCAGAGCAUGAAUCUUACCGUUCAUCAAAGAACUCAUACUGGAGAGAAACCUUAUCAGUGCAAAGAGUGUGGAAAAGCCUUCCGCAAGAAUUCAUCCCUUAUUCAACAUGAAAGAAUUCAUACUGGAGAGAAACCCUAUAAAUGUAAUGAAUGUGGGAAAGCCUUUACACAAAGCAUGAAUCUUACUGUGCAUCAGAGAACUCAUACAGGAGAAAAACCCUAUGAAUGUAACGAAUGUGGAAAAGCCUUCAGUCAAAGCAUGCAUCUUAUUGUUCAUCAGAGAAGUCACACUGGAGAAAAACCUUAUGAGUGUAGUGAAUGUGGAAAAGCCUUUAGUAAGAGUUCAACUCUUACCCUACAUCAGCGAAAUCACACUGGAGAAAAACCUUACAAAUGUAACAAAUGUGGGAAAUCCUUUAGCCAAAGUACAUACCUUAUAGAACAUCAGAGACUGCACUCUGGAGUAAAACCUUUUGAAUGCAAUCAGUGUGGAAAAGCUUUCAGUAAGAAUUCAUCACUUACUCAACAUCGGAGAAUUCAUACUGGAGAGAAGCCUUAUGAGUGUAUGGUAUGUGGCAAACAUUUCACUGGGCGAUCAUCCCUUACUGUACAUCAGGUUAUUCACACUGGAGAGAAACCUUAUGAAUGCAAUGAAUGUGGAAAAGCCUUCAGCCAGAGUGCAUAUCUUAUUGAGCAUCAAAGAAUUCAUACUGGUGAGAAACCCUAUGAAUGUGAUCAGUGUGGGAAAGCUUUCAUUAAGAAUUCAUCCCUUAUAGUACAUCAGAGAACUCAUACAGGAGAGAAACCCUAUCAAUGUACUGAAUGUGGAAAAGCCUUCAGUCGGAGUACAAACCUUACAAGACAUCAAAGAACUCACACCUAAGGACAGUGUUUACUGUCCCCUUCAUCAUGAUUAACUCUUCAGUAAUCAGAUAAAGUCAUGUUGAGGUAGACACCUAAUAAAGGUAACAGUUGUGGGUAAUUUUUAGUUGACAUACAAUCUACCAUAUUGGAUAACAUAGACCACAGCAGAGAAAUCAUAUGGAAGUGAAGAAAUCUGGAUUCAAAAGAUAAAAUGUACUUUUUAACAGAAGGUUUGAGAAAGUAAUGUAUAAACAGUGAACAUUCAUGCUCAAGGUAAGUUCUAUUGUAUCAUACUGCAAAUUCUCCUUGGGACAUCUGAGAAUUCACACUGGAGAGAAAAUGUGUCAGUGCUUAACUGGAUAGCCCAAAGACCUGGUUUGUAGUCCUGACCUGCCGCUAACUUGGACAAGUUACUCACUUUUAGCAGGUCACAAUUUUCUUACCUAGUAAAUGAGAGAUUUUGGAUGUAAAAGGUCUGGGGGAUCCGUAUUAGCUAAAAUGUUACAAACCAUGAUGCCAGGAAAUCUUUGGCCUUUUACUCUGUUAUGUAUGUUGUCUAGGUGCUUCUUUUCCACAGUAAGGUUUCCUUGGAUGUUUCGAGUCAAAAUUUUCUACCUCUACCAAUUUCUAAUGCCCUUCCAUGUCCUUCUCUCUUUCCCUGCAUUACUUUCUACCUUAAAAUGUAGGCUGAUUUCUACCAGAUAAUAGAAUAAUUGUACAAAUCUUAAUGUAAUAGCAUGCUAUUUUGAGUUCUUCAUAGUCUUAAACUGUUGUUAAAUUAGCUGAUUAUUUAGAAAACAACAUAAUUUAAUAUUGUAUUUAAGCACAGAAGAAUCAAAUAAAUACAUAUCUUUAUGUCA
Molecule: messenger RNA, 2715 nt
Organism: Marmota flaviventris (yellow-bellied marmot)
Lineage: Eukaryota; Metazoa; Chordata; Mammalia; Rodentia; Sciuridae
Product: zinc finger protein ZFP2
Biological process (GO): regulation of immune system process; negative regulation of transcription by RNA polymerase II; regulation of cytokine production
Cellular component (GO): nucleoplasm
Molecular function (GO): DNA-binding transcription repressor activity, RNA polymerase II-specific; RNA polymerase II cis-regulatory region sequence-specific DNA binding
Source: RefSeq, a predicted model, not a curated record